Messenger RNA from Coregonus sp. 'balchen', 1249 nucleotides. NCBI's taxonomy places the organism in Eukaryota, Metazoa, Chordata, Actinopteri, Salmoniformes, Salmonidae. The record is from the annotation of a GenBank genome assembly.
ACUAAGAACAGUUCACACAGAACUAAGAACAGUCCACACAGAACUAAGAACAGUUCACACAGAACUAAGAACAGUCCACACAGAACUAAGAACAGUUCACACAGAACUAAGAACAGUCCACACAGAACUAAGAACAGUUCACACAGAACUAAGAACAGUCCACACAGAACUAAGAACAGUCCACACAGAACUAAGAACAGUUCACACAGAACUAAGAACAGUUCACACAGAACUAAGAACAGUCCACACAGAACUAAGAACAGUCCACACAGAACUAAGAACAGUCCACACAGAACUAAGAACAGUUCACACAGAACUAAGAACAGUCCACACAGAACUAAGAACAGUCCACACAGAACUAAGAACAGUCCACACAGAACUAAGAACGGUUCACACAGAACUAAGAACAGUCCACACAGAACUAAGAACAGUUCACACAGAACUAAGAACAGUCCACACAGAACUAAGAACAGUCCACACAGAACUAAGAACAGUCCACACAGAACUAAGAACAGUCCACACAGAACUAAGAACAGUCCACACAGAACUAAGAACAGUUCACACAGAACUAAGAACAGUCCACACAGAACUAAGAACAGUCCACACAGAACUAAGAACAGUCCACACAGAACUAAGAACAGUUCCACACAGACAACUAAGAACAGUCCACACAGAACUAAGAACAUCCACACAGAACUAAGAACAGUUCCACACAGAACUAAGAACAGUUCACACAGAACUAGAACAGUCCACACAGAACUAAGAACAGUCCCGACACACAGAACUAAGAACAGUCCACACAGAACUAAGAACAGUCCACACAGAACUAAGAACAGUCACACAGAACUAAGAACAGUCCACACAGAACUAAGAACAGUCCACACAGAACUAAGAACAGUCCACACGAACUAAGAACAGUCCACACAGAACUAAGAACAGUCCACACAGAACUAAGAACAGUCCACACAGAACUAAGAACAGUCCACACAGAACUAAGAACAGUCCACACAGAACUAAGAACAGUCCACACAGAACUAAGAACAGUCCACACAGAACUAAGAACAGUUCACACAGAACUAAGAACAGUUCACACAGAACUAAGAACAGUUCACACAGAACUAAGAACAGUUCACACAGAACUAAGAACAGUCCACACAGAACUAAGAACAGUCCACACAGAACUAAGAACAGUCCACACAGAACUAAGAACAGUUCACACAGAACUAAGAACAGUCCACACAGAACUAAG